Messenger RNA from Misgurnus anguillicaudatus (oriental weatherfish), 4486 nucleotides. The record is from RefSeq and is a predicted model, not a curated record. NCBI's taxonomy places the organism in Eukaryota, Metazoa, Chordata, Actinopteri, Cypriniformes, Cobitidae.
UUACAAUAGGCAUUUAUUCCUGCUCAGGGGAGCAAGAUGUUGUUUUCAGUUUAAACUUCUUUCACCAUCAUUGAAUAGCCUGCAGACUUACUGGAAAUGUGGCUUUUCUCUGGAUUUCUGUAAAUUAUAUGCUUUAGAGAAAUUGUAUGCUUUAGGUUAACAACAAUUCAACUAAAUAGUGUACAAGGAAGUAAGAACUAUCAGUAGUAAUAUUUUCAUCAUGUGGGGAUUUUGCCGAAUAUUUUUCGUCACCGUCCUCUUUAUCCAAUUUGCAUUCCUGCUCUCAUUGUUUUAUAUCGACAUUGAUACUUGGAGAAAUACUUCAUCAAAGAUCCUGAGAUUCUCAGGCCUAAGAUGUGACAAUAACCCUCAGACCUCAGAUUUCCUCAAACUAAAUAUAGGGCCGUUUUACCAUGACAAUCCUUCCUCUUGUACCUGCCGAAAUAACCAGUCGGCCAGCCAGUUUGUGUCCAAAGAUGAAUUAGAAGAUCUCCAGAGACGUCGAGCAGAAGAGUACAGACAACAUCAGAUCAGGACAGGUAGAGAGAAUGAUGUUCUUGUUCUUGCCCCUCCCAACACUCCACUCCAGUAUCCCAUCAGAGGAUUCAGAGUUGCUCCCAUGACUAAAACUCGCAUUCCUGGUCUAGCUGUACAAACACAAAACAGAGAUUUUUACAAGGUGUCACUGAGGGUACAGAAGGGUCUGCUGUCAGUAAUGGAUGUUAAGGAUGACAAGAAGAUUGUUUUUGGCCAGAAUGAGGAAAAUCUGACCAUCUCAUCCAGCAGCCUUGAUCAUCUCAAUGAGCUGCUGAGCAGAGUGACCUACACCAGCACCAUCUUCCACAUCAAGACUGAAGAUCUCGCUUACUUCUCUUUUGAGAACCAUGAGGUCAUAUUCCCCAUUGAGAUCAGACGUCGGUCAGUUCCUAAUCUUUAUGACCCGGGAAAAGAUAUCAACUCCCAGGUGACUGUACUUGUUAAGGCAUUUCUGAGAUAUAAGGAACUGAAUGCUCUUAUUCAAAGUAUACGUGUGAACUACCCAAAGAUAAAGAUCAUUGUAGCAGAUGACAGUCUUAUCCCAGAGAAGGUUGUUGGUGAUAAUAUUGAACACUACAUAAUGCCCCCGGCACAGGGCUGGUUUGCCGGCAGAAAUCUGGCAUUGUCACAAGUCACGACUAAAUACUUCUUAUGGGUGGACGAUGACUUUGUGUUUCUGAAUGAGACGCGUAUAGAGAGAUUUGUGGAGGUUAUGGAAGCCGUUCCUGAAUUAGAUGUGGUCGGUGGUCAGGUAGGAAGAAAUCAGUUUGCCUUUAAAUUGAAUUAUGAAGAAGGGAACAGCGAAGAAGGCGGUUGCAUCUCACGUGUCAGAGGUUUUUACGCACCCCUGUCGGGAUUUAAAGGGUGCUUCUUUGUCGAUGGAGUUGUGAACUUCUUUUUGGGCCGAACGGAUGCCGUGCGUAAGGUCGGUUUUGACCCGUUCCUCAGAAAGGUUGGACACAGUGAAUUCUUCAUUGAUGGACUUGGAGAAUUGUUAGUUGUCACCUGUCAAGGUCUCAGAAUUGGUCAUCAGAAAAGAACAAACACACCCGACUACAGAAAAUACAGAUAUCCUCCAAAAGCUGAUUCACAAAAUAAAAUGACUCACCAUUAUUUCAAGAAUCAUCUAAAAUGCAUCAAAUACUAAAAGGAGAUUUACAGUGUCAUCUGAGCUUUACACAGUUAAAGGCAUCAAACAAUAUUAACUUUACAAUAUCAACACAUCAUUAAUAUUAAUGUUUUACAGUAUGUUAUAAAACAUGACAGACAUUAAGUGGUGAUAUCCAUGCCCAGAUAGUAAAGGUACGUUUGUAAGAUGUCUGCAAAAGAUCUGGAAAUCUGAAAUAUAUCUGGUGUGGAAAAACAUCUGAUAAAGGUCUCAGAAAGAGCUGUUUUAUUCUAAAGCAGACGUCUUCAGUAUUUAUAUAUGACAUCUGUCUGGAAACAGUUUGGAGAUGAGGAAACAAUAAAAACCCACAUCUUGAUGUAAACACAGAUAUCAAAUAGACAUCUCCGAGAUGUAUGUGUGCUAUACACUGAUCUAUAUAAAUGACUGGAUUGUACAUGGCGUCACAAUUGUGAAGCCACCGUGCCACCAUAUUGGUAUGCCCAAACAUUCUAUUAAAUUAAUAGAAAGUUAUACGAUUUUAAAGGGGACAUGAAAAUCUGACUUUUUCCAUGUUUAAGUGCUAUAAUUGGGUCCCAGUGCUACUAUCAACCUAGAAAAUGUGAAAAAGAUCAACCCAGUAACUUAGUUUUGGUUAACCAUUCUCUGCAAGCAUGUCGAAAAAUAGAUCAUUGAAAUUUGGCUCCCCUUGUGAUGUCAGAAGGGGAUAAUACCGCCCCUUAAUCUGCACUAUCCAACCACGGCACUGCCAUUUAGCGCAAAAUAAUAAUAAACAGAACAAUUAAUUUUCAAUUUCAACAAACCAUCAUUAUGGCGAUAAGUGUUUGCAUUUCAUCAGCUCAUUUGCAUUUAAAAGGACACACCCAAAAACGGCACAUUUUGCUCACACUUUUAACAUGUUAUAAUAAAUUAUCUUUAUGAUAUUUUGAGCUGGAACGUCACAUACUUUGAUUAAAUCAAAGUUUUAUUUUACAUCUUAAAAAGUCCCCUUUAAUGAUAAAACACUACUUUACCAGUCUCCGUUUUUGUAUCUGAAGUCUCCAUGUUUAGGCUAUAAUAUUAUUACAAGGCAAACGUCAUACGCAUUUACAUAUUUAUUGAAAGUUGUACAGGGCUACAUGUUGUGACAAACUUUGCAUCAUGCAUCCUCGAAAAAGUAGUCACCGGCCGCCACUGGCAAACACUUACCUUAAUGUAUCUCAUAUUCUGCCCGAUUAAAUCAUAAACAUUGCAAAUAACAUCAGAAGUAACAAUUGAUUUACGUACGCAUAUCCUAAACAUUAAUCUUGUGUGACUGAUACGCUGUAAACCGGGUGAAUUUAGAUCAUGAUUUUGAAUGUAAGUCAAUGACGCCCUCUGUCGGUUGGGCAUAGUAAGAUGGCAGCUCAAACUCUGCGAUGGCUUCACAUCUCGCUGUUAUGUGAAGCGUUCUCUGCGCAAUCCAGUCAUUUAUAUAGGUGCUAUCAGGGUUUGGUUGAGUUUACAUUGCAAGAAACCUAAUAUAUUCUUAAGCAAUAUCGCUCGAGUAGGAGUGUGAUAUAGCUCUAUAUCAUCACGGCUGUGAUUAGGCCAGAGGCAAUCACAGCCGUGAUGAUAUAGAGCUAUAUCACAUGACUCCGAGAGCGAUAUUGCUUUUAUACAACAGUUCGACGGCACACGUUUGAAAAACGAAAACUAGAAAACAACAACGGAGUAAUUUUAAAAGCCUCUUUGUUUGAGAACUACUUCUUCCGCCACGGAUUUGAGGGCAGCCAGAAUGACAGGUAACACUUUCGGCUGCUUUGAAUCUCAUAUUAACUCAAUGGACGGAUUCGCCGUUUUUAAAUAUUACAAUUUCUUGGUCACAAAGUGUAGUUUUAAGAUUAGUUCAGUCGAGAAUAUAUAUGUAUUAUAUUUAAAUCUACAGUCGAUUAGUAAAGAUAGCACCUGUUUGAACGUUUGCUUAGUGAGAUUCGGUACGUAUGAGAACCAAAACAUGAGCGGACAUCAGUGUUCACUCGCCCCGCUGACCACCGCCCUCUCUGGGCUACAUCUCUGACAGGGAUUCCCUGGCUCUCAUGCUGGCCUGAUGGUCAAAAAUUAGAUCAAAUCAGCAGUAUUUGGUGUCAUGAUGAAACGUUUUCUUAUUCAUAUUUAGUGUCUUUUGUGUUGUUAUUGUUUUGGCGCGAGGUAAAAGUUAAUAAAACUAUACUUCUAUAAUGUUACUAUUGGUUUACCAUUUCAUCUUAACGCGAUACGAGCACUCGGUUAUCAUUAGACUUCGUUCUUGUCAGUACUAUAUAAAACUGUUUUUUAUAAGUGUUAGAGAGAUGUUUUUGCAUGCUGCUUAUAAAUAUAUCAGUGGCGAUAUCUCAUAACAUGUUUUAAUAGUCACGUCGCGAUUAAAUAAAUGAUCAAUGUCCACAUUUAAAAGCUGUGGUACUUACCUGCAGUUCCACUGUGUUUUCGCGUUCUGAUAAGAGAUAUAGCUCCAGAAAAAAACGAAUGUUUACAUUCCUCUUUCCAAGUGUUAAUCGUCCACACGAUGUGACAAGACAUAACUCCCAUUAACUUUAACGUAACAUCCAAGAGCGCUGAUCUUUGACGGAAUAAUAACUUCCGAUUGGGGAUUCACAGACUGAUUUAUGAGCUAGUUAACUAAUGAGACACACGGAGAGUGAUUCAAAACAGCGCGGUUGUGUGUCUGCAGUUUUUCCAUUCAGAGAUGAGCCUGUUUAGAGGACCUCCAUUCAAUAGGUGGCGGAAUGAUACGAAAGGUGAAGCGGUUACUGUGCCGUUAUCAGUACAAUAUCGUAUAGCUCUUAGCCAAUCAGAUUCGAGAAC